AAGACUGAGAGUUCUCUUUUUUUCCCCAGCCUCUUUGGCUGAAGCAGAAAAUAUAACGUUUACUGUUUUCACUUCAGCACAAGGCAAAGACUGCUGCUCCUGAGGACUUUUGGACGUUAACUGUAGCAUUGAAAUGACAUCACUCCAGCUGUGGCCCCUCCUCCUCCUCCCCGUUCUACUGGUCAACUUCUCCAACCAAUUAGAUGACAACAAGAUCCCGCCCAGUCUGUGUACGGGACACCCAGGUAUCCCAGGUACCCCUGGGGUGCACGGCAGUUCUGGCCAACCAGGAAGAGAUGGGAGGGACGGGCGUGAUUCUGUCCCUGGGGAGAAGGGAGAGAAGGGAGACAGGGGAGAGACAGGCGAGUCAGGCUUUAGGGGUCUCACUGGAGACCAGGGGAACCCUGGCGAUAAAGGAGACAGGGGGCAGUCGGGGGAGUGCGCCGUCGCUCCCAAAUCUGCCUUCAGCGCCAAGUUGUCAGAGGGCCGCACCAUGCCCGUGGCAGCGGAAGACGCUGUGCGCUUUGACAAGGUAACGCUAAACGAGCAGGGCGACUACGACACGGAAACAGGACGCUUCACCUGCAAAGUGCCCGGCGUCUACUACUUUGCGGUCCACGCCACCGUCUACCGGGCCAGCCUGCAGUUUGACCUGAUGAAGAACGGUCACGCAAUGGCGUCCUACUUCCAGUUCUACGGGAACUGGCCCAAGCCGGCGUCUUUGUCCGGCGGCUCGCUUUUGCACCUCAUCCCGGGCGACCAGGUGUGGGUGCAGAUGGCGUUGGGAGAGUACAGUGGUUUCUACUCCAGCUCUAAGACUGACAGCACCUUCACUGGCUUCUUGGUGCACUCGGACUGGAAAAAUUCUGCUGUCUUCGCCAAGGGCGAAGUGGUAUAGACAUUGGGGGGACCAAGUCUGCUGUGGGGGCUGGGGGUCCUCCCCCAGAAAAUGUAAAACUAAUUUACUGCCAUUCUACAUGAUUCAUGGCCUCUCUACAAGGUUAGUAGAAAACUCUGGUCUUUGAAUAAACACAUUAAGCAAUGUUACAGAAAUAGCAGUAGGCUAUGGCACAUACCAUACUGAGUUGUGAUGAUGAAUCAGGUGAACUGUAGUGCUUUCAGCUGUGCUUCAUGUUAGCCAUUUGACUGCUGCUGUGCGAUGGUGAAUCGUUUUAACAGAUGUUCUGACGGUGGCCCUACACAGUUUUGGGCCUACAUGUAUCAUCGUUUUUUUGCCUUUACAACACAAGGACGGCAUAUGGGGUUUAAAUGAGACGUUGGCUCCUGCACUUGGCAGGAAUUGUUAACAUAAGAAGGUUAUAUGUCCAGUUUUGUGGUGGAGACGUAAAGAGGAUUCAAUAAGGCAUCAUACAGGUAUGUGAGCUGUUUAGGGCUUCCAAGUGUGACAUCAUUGACUGAUGUCAUGAUACUUAGCCAGUAUUUUGUGCAGAAAAUGAAUUGUAAAGUAUUCAAACUGAAGCCCUACAAUACUUUUCACAAUCUUUGAACUUAUCUGUCUGUGCAACCUUCAUUUAUGUCACCAAUAAAACAUUUAACUUUCA
Coregonus clupeaformis (lake whitefish) is the source of this 1562-nucleotide messenger RNA. RefSeq names its product complement C1q tumor necrosis factor-related protein 5. Gene Ontology annotation, molecular function: protein binding. The coding region runs from base 134 to 898 and encodes 254 amino acids. The transcript is spliced from 3 exons. NCBI's taxonomy places the organism in Eukaryota, Metazoa, Chordata, Actinopteri, Salmoniformes, Salmonidae. The record is from RefSeq and is a predicted model, not a curated record.